Messenger RNA from Orbicella faveolata, 1238 nucleotides. RefSeq names its product contactin-associated protein-like 4. Gene Ontology annotation, molecular function: calcium ion binding; extracellular matrix structural constituent. NCBI's taxonomy places the organism in Eukaryota, Metazoa, Cnidaria, Anthozoa, Scleractinia, Merulinidae. The record is from RefSeq and is a predicted model, not a curated record.
GGCAAGCAAGAAAAAAUUAAGCAAACGGAUGAAAAAUAGUAAUCUCUACUUCCUUGAAAGUAAAAAAAACACUGGUCUUAAAGAAGACAUGCUUAUGAAUUGUACCCAGGCGUUGUGUGUAUAAUCCAUAACUUGUUCUCCAACCAAAAAAAUGGCUAGUUAUAUUUUAAAUAUUAUUAUUAUGAGUUUCACCUGCUUCAUCUUUGUAUGUUUUUCUAUUGAAAACACAAUAUUGGCCCAGUUGAGCCCACAUCAAGCCGUAAACCAAUAUCAUUGCUAGCAGCCUGUAACUUUAUCUUAGGACUUAUAACCAGCUUUGACAGAAAUUACAGGUGGCAGUUUCAGCGUGAUUUAAAACACACCAAUACUUGACAUUAAGAAUUACUUAGAAGAUUGAAGCCACGACGACAAAUGCAUGCAUGGAGCUCGGCCCCCAAAAGCGAAAGAACUGUCUGGUUCUUACAAUGGUCCUAGCCUCUUUUGGAUCACAGUUUAUUAACGGUUUCCGCCGGAGUUCUUCUGAAGAUGCAGUGAGCUUUAUCAACUUCAACGCCUACGAGUUUUCGUACCUGAACAUCACCAAUAUUGGUUCAGAACUUGUCCAAAGUGAUACCGAGUGUGGCUUUGCCUGUUUAGGAAUCACUUCAUGCUUUUCUUAUAACCUGGCUGCAUUUUCUGACAUCAACGGAAAGCUGUUGUGUGAACUGCUCCCAUCUGAUAAGUUCAACAACUCGGACAACUUUACCAGCAGUCCGUUUUAUCAUCACUUCAGUAUUCCGGUAAGUACAACAUUGAAGUCAGAUAUCAAACUAUUUUUGAAGGACUGGUCUACAUUUUUCCAUGAUUUAGAAGAACUUAUAGGAACUCCAUGUUCCAGUAACCCUUGUGUGAACAAUGCAACUUGUGUGGCCAAGUACGAAGAUGGCGAUUACCAGUGCGCAUGCGCUGCAGGAUUUAUUGGAAAACACUGUGAAACAGUUUUAGGCACUGAUUGUCAGGAUAUUGUGAAACGAGGACAAUCUCAGGGAGACGGAAUGUAUUGGCUGGACCCGGAUGGAGGAAGCCAUUCAAAUCCAUUCCUGGCCUACUGUAACAUGACGUCAUACAAUGGAGGAUGGACCAUGUGUUACACUGCUGAUGAAUAUGUCAAACCCAAGACUGAAGUCACAUACAGCACUAAGCUUCCUUAUGGAAGUGACGGCUACAGGACCAACUGUAACAGCAUCUCUGUAAGUUGA